Molecule: messenger RNA, 2286 nt
Organism: Hydra vulgaris (swiftwater hydra)
Lineage: Eukaryota; Metazoa; Cnidaria; Hydrozoa; Anthoathecata; Hydridae
Product: solute carrier organic anion transporter family member 4C1
Biological process (GO): transmembrane transport
Cellular component (GO): membrane
Molecular function (GO): protein binding; transmembrane transporter activity
Source: RefSeq, a predicted model, not a curated record
GUCUCAUUACAUUUUUUGUUGUUCAAAAAUUUUACAGCAAUAAGCUGUAAAAUUUUAAAAUUACUAUAAUUUUAAUAUCAUUGCUUGUUAGAAAAUAAAUAUUUUUUUAUAAAGAAAACUAAAGAAUUGCAACAAAUCCUGAACUCUGAUUUAAAAAAUCGUUUGUGGUACUAAACAGAAAAAAAAGCAUUCAAUGUUUGAUAAUCCAGCAUUCAGAGACGCUGAUGCAGAAAAACAGUUUGAGGAUAUUUUGUUUUCUGAUGCCGAUUCAGUUGUAGAACCCGUCAUUGAUGUGUAUAAAUAUGGCUGGGGAAGAUUUUCAGGGAGUUCAUUACAAAAACUUAAUAAACCGUCGUUUUUGAUUGUAGUUUUGUGCAUAUGCUCUCUUUCUCAAGGGCUAGUAAUUACUGGAGUAACAUUUACUGCUAUUACAUCUAUAGAAAAACAAUAUGGCUUAAAGAGUACAGAGAGUGGGCUUUUACUUAGUGUUACUUACGAUGCAGCUUAUGGUAUUUGCUGCCUUUUUGUCAGCUACAUUGGUCAUAAUCAUAAACCUCGUUUUAUUGCAGCAGGUAUGCUGGUAAUGGCUUGUGGAUGUUUUAUAACAACUAUUCCAAAGUACAUUGUCGGAAGUUACACUGCUGGUGUCCAAAUUUCAACAGACUUUUGUCAAAUUUCUUCUAAUUAUACAAUUCCUCAAACAACCUGUAGUGAAGGAACAUUAUGGUAUUAUAAAGGUUUAUUUGCCCUUGGUUUUGUUUUAAUGGGUAUUGGUGCAACACCUUUAUAUACCUUAGCACCAGCUCAUAUUGAAGAAGUAACACAUAGAGGUCAAGGAAGCUUGUAUUUGGGUAUUUACUAUGCUGCAGCAGUUAUAGGUCCAGCGGUUGGUUUCAUAAUUGGUCUUCCAAUACUUAAUACGUGGGUAGAUAUCAAACAGCCAACUAACUCAGCCUUAACGACGCAUGAUGGGAACUGGGUUGGAGCAUGGUGGAUUGGCUUUUUAAUAGGAGCUGGCAUCCUUUUAAUCCCUAUUAUUCCUAUGCUUGGAUUUCCUCGAAUUUUCUCAGACUCUAAAGAAAUUCGCAAAAAGAAAAACGAGUUAGAAGAUACAACAGAAGAAGAUCAAAGAUUGCGUCAUGAUUUAAAAUCUAUAUGGCCUUCAAUGAAAAACUUGUUAAAAAACAAAUCUUUUUUGUUCAUAACAUUAGCCACAGCAUCAGAAAGUUUAGCUACAGGUGGUUUUGCAACUUUUUUACCAAAAUUUAUAGAAACUCAAUUUUUUCUACCAGCUUCACAAUCAUCUUUGUAUACUGGCAUAAUUGCUAUUCCCGGAGCUGCUGGCGGAAUUGUUCUUGGAGGAUACCUUAGCAAACGUUACAAUUGGAGCUGUCAAUCAACCUUAAAGUAUUCUGCUAUUAUUGCAUUAGUUGCAACCGCACUUACAGCUACUGUUUUUAUUGGCUGCAACGGGCGUGAAGUAGUGGGUGUUGAAAUUCCAUAUUACAACAGUAUGGUUUCAGUCUCAUUGGAAAAUCAAUGCAAUAUUGAUUGUAAUUGUAAUAAAAAAUACAAGCCUGUUUGUUCAGUUGAAGAUCAGCAGACUUUUUAUUCACCGUGUUAUGCUGGUUGCUCUAAAAUAAAUUUUUUAGAUGGAAUGUACCACAACUGCACCUGCUUGCCACCUAACGUCACAAAAGUUAUUGAAAGUAGAUGUACACCAAGCUGUAAGCUAUUUCCUCUGUUUGCUGUGUGCGCAUUUUUGCUUAUGAUUUUUACCUUCUUGAACAAUGUUCCUGUAUUAAACGCUACAUUUAGAGUUGUACCAGCUGAUCUAGGGUCCUUUGCUAUGGGUUUUCAACAAGUUUUUGUUCGAUUUCUUGGAUUUAUUCCUGCUCCUACCAUAUUUGGCAAACUAAUAGAUUCAAGUUGCAAGUUAUGGGAAAAAGAUGAAUGCACAGGUGAAACUGCGAACUGCCUUGAGUACGAUAAUACCGAUUUUAGAUUAAACUUAUUUUUAAUUGCUGUUAUUGUUAAGUUUCUUGCAGCUAUAUUUCUAUUUCUUGCAUAUAAGUUUUACAAAUUACCGACUAAACAAAUUUCAGCAUUACCAAGUUCUAAUAAUAUUGCUGUUAUACAUUACGAAUAAUACUUUGUAAUAAUUAUAUAUAUUACUUUGUUACGGUUAAUGUUACUUCAUUAAGAACAAGUUUUAUUUUUAACUAUUUGUUUAAACAACACUGCGUUGCCAAUCAAGAACAUCUUAAUUGCAAAAAUUUAGUUUUU